UGUGUGUGUGUGUGUGUGUGUGUGAGAGAGAGAGAGAGAGAGAGAGAGAGUGUGUGUGUAUGUGAAUGACUCGCAGGUUUAUUUUCAUAUGGAGCUUUUGUGUGCGUUUACAACUAUCUAAGCAUCUGUCCAAAGUUACACGGGGCGACAAAAAGGAUAUUUUCUCUUCAAUGACAUGUGGAGAAAGAGCGUGUGUGAAGGCUGUAAUGAGCUCAUCCGGGACAGGUACCUGCUCCGCGUGCAGGACGGACUGUGGCACGAGCGCUGCCUGCACUGCGCGGCUUGUCUCGAGCCUCUGAAAGACACCUGCUUCCUCCGCAACAAGACGCUCUACUGCAAGCGAGACUACCAGAAGUUGUUUUUGGUACGGUGUAAGGGCUGCGCAGAGGUCAUCUCUCCGGCCGAGCUGGUGAUGCACGCAGGCACUGCGGUUUUCCACCUGCGGUGUUUCUGCUGCUGUGUGUGCGACUGCAGGCUGCAGAAGGGAGACCGCUGUGUGCUCACAGGGGACAGGCUUUUCUGUGCCAGAGACUAUCACAACCAACUGGCCAGCCCGACCACCUCCGACUCAGGUAAAAGUGAAGAUGGUGAGGAGGAGGACGAUGAUGAAGACAAUAUUAAGACCACAUUGGAGUCUAACACAAUAGGAGACAUGGAACACAAGAGACCUAAAAGGCCCCGUACCAUCCUCACAACACAGCAGAGACGUGCUUUCAAAGCUUCUUUUGAGGUCUCAUCCAAACCAUGUCGAAAGGUAAGGGAGACGCUGGCAGCAGAGACAGGAUUGAGCGUACGAGUUGUUCAGGUCUGGUUCCAGAACCAAAGAGCCAAGGUAAUGUGAUGCCCACCCACACAGACAAACACACUCAUUGAAAGAGCAUCAACUUAUGCAAUUGAUAACAGACCUCUUUCUGCAGUAUAUGAGCUUGCCAAUAAGGAAACAAGCUGUGAUAUUACCUCGUGUAGGAAACUGAUGACAUAUUAUGUAUAGAUCCCCUUAGAUUAGACUUGGAUUUCCUUUCAGGAUAGCGCUGUGUGCGUUUUCUGCUUUUCAUUCACAUUAUGAAGUGAUUUUUGUCUC
Messenger RNA from Puntigrus tetrazona (Sumatra barb), 1081 nucleotides. RefSeq names its product LIM homeobox transcription factor 1, alpha (gene lmx1a). NCBI's taxonomy places the organism in Eukaryota, Metazoa, Chordata, Actinopteri, Cypriniformes, Cyprinidae. The coding region runs from base 176 to 841 and encodes 221 amino acids. Gene Ontology annotation, biological process: regulation of transcription by RNA polymerase II; neuron differentiation. Gene Ontology annotation, molecular function: DNA-binding transcription factor activity, RNA polymerase II-specific; RNA polymerase II transcription regulatory region sequence-specific DNA binding. The transcript has 5 exons. The record is from RefSeq and is a predicted model, not a curated record. Gene Ontology annotation, cellular component: nucleus.